CUUUGGCAGGGGGCUGACAGUGCUCGAGGUGACGAUACCUCAAAGCUUAAGGCACUUGUUGCUGAAUGGGUUAACCAUGAAUUUAAAUCUGAUCCCCUGAUUGACACUGAUGAUAAGCAUUCCCAUGGAUUCACCAAUGAUGCGUGCGGCAAGCUACUCUGCCCAGCUGAGCUUGAUUGGAGCAACCCCAUCGUAAGGGCCAGGAUUCGAGAUUGCUUAGAGGGCCAUAUUGUGACUGAGCUCUCCUUUCCGGCUGUCUUGUAUAACAAGUAUACUGCCAAUUCAGAUGACCUAGAGGAAGGUCUUUUCAAAGGCAAAGUUCUCCUUCAGGCGUACAAAGCCGUGUUUACAUCACCUUCCUCAGCAAAGGAUGUUGAAGGGGAUGGUGAUGGCACAGAUGUCAUCCAGAACAACAGACAUGCUAAGAGGUCGGCCUUCGGAGCUAAAGUCAAGAAACACGUCACUCACAUCAUCAAGAUGAGAAAAGUUAUGCCUCGCUCGAUCACAUACAUUGCCUGUCAAGUAAGUAGUAUUAUCAUUCUGUAA
Suillus subalutaceus is the source of this 546-nucleotide messenger RNA. RefSeq lists its product as uncharacterized. Lineage: Eukaryota; Fungi; Basidiomycota; Agaricomycetes; Boletales; Suillaceae. The record is from RefSeq and is a predicted model, not a curated record. The transcript is spliced from 3 exons. The annotation marks the transcript as partial.